Messenger RNA from Hymenoscyphus albidus, 1858 nucleotides. NCBI's taxonomy places the organism in Eukaryota, Fungi, Ascomycota, Leotiomycetes, Helotiales, Helotiaceae. The record is from the annotation of a GenBank genome assembly.
AUGUGUCUCUUUCAGGCAAUAACCUUUCUCUGCAAGCACACCGUCACCAAGAGUACGGACUGCUCACCGGCUCAACGCGAUUCAGCUCGGCACACCAUCAGCAGAAGGGAUUUGACUCCAACAGAACUCUGCCCUGAUUGCCGCCCCUCUCGGCCCAAGAAGUACCACAAGUCUCGUUCAAUCAAGGACAUGGUACUUCCAAAGCUAAGACGCGCAAGACGUACCACCAAAACCUUCUCCAGUCAGGUAAGUUUAAGUUCCAUGAAAACCCAUAUACGUAAAGCGUCGCUGAAGACCAUUGCAUCAUUAGGCGCAAUGAUUUCACCAACCGAUACGAAACUGGCACAAGGAAUCAAGAGAAAUCGAGAAGCAACCUCCUCAGAAGUUGGACGCAAAGGCGAUCAAGAGAGCGCAAUCACUCACAGGUGCGUGUCUUCGUUCCACGAAAUCGAAUCCCGACGUAAUCGCUAUGAUUAAUAAGGAAAUGGCAAAGAACAGAUCUUAUGCGGCUAGUCUGAUAAGCAGCUCCUCUAGCGACUCGUCGAUUAGACAACCUUCGUCUGUAUCUUCGCAGGUAGGUGAUAGAAGAGCUUCUACCCCUACGGGUAAAGAUCUCGCGUGGCUCUCUGGUCAUGUUGGGUAUGGUCCGAAUCAAUCCCCUCUGGACGAUCGUAAGCCUCUUCUUACGUCGCAAGCUAUUGAGACAAGAAGUCCUACGCCGCCGGUUCAAGACCUCGAGUCGCUUUCUGGUUAUGUUGCGUAUAGUCCGAAUCAAUCUUCAUUGAACGACCGCAAUAAUCUUCCUAGCCAAAGACCAACUAAUCAUAAGUCGACAGCCAGUAUGCCAAAUCUCUUGAAGAUUGGUACUGGCAUGGCUUGGUUAACGGAAGAAGACUUGGGAGCGAGUGCUCGACGUGGCUCGCGAGCGGAAGAGCAAGCAAAAGAAUUUCAUAAUUCCUGCUAUAAUGGGUCUUCGAGUGCAAGUCCCUCUGCACACGUCGAACUGCCAGGCUCUGAGAUCCCCCAAGUGCCAUCUCGAUUUCGACGACCUCUGCCAGCUGAGCUCGCCGUCCCUCCUUCGUCAGGCUAAAGAAACAGAAGUCCGAUUUCAAAGGUAGGUCAUCCUUCUAAGAUUCGGCCCUCUGAGCUUGCCGCCUCCGCGGUACCAAGUUCAAGAACCAGAGGCCCAACCUCAAAGGCAAGUCACCCUUCUAACAUCCCCGCUCUCUUGCAGCCGGGAUAUGUAGAACCAGAUCAAGCCACGAGAAUUGACGUUUCUCCCAUCCCCGCUCUCCUGAAGCCAGGAUAUCAAGAACCAGACCGCGCCACGCGAAUGGAACCCUUCACCACAAUCCCAGACAUCCUAUUAACAGCCCCAACCCCACCCUCUCCAUCCCCCUCUGACACCAGACCAACUGCACAACCCUUAGUUUCCAGGCCACUAACCCCGGCCUUACCCCUGAGCCCAAUCCUCACCAGUAAAAGGGGUCAAAAUUACCAGACCAUGAAUUUGCAUAGAUCCAAGAACGAGAUCAUGCGAGAUCAGAACGGUCAUCUCGUCCCCCGAUUUGCAGGUCAAGCACUACCCAUCAUCGGUGUGCGACCCACUCAUCGCGAACAAAAUCAAAGUGUUGCGCGUAAUUCGCCCAUCUUGGAUGCAGAUUUGCAAGACACGGAGCUGUUGUUUGGGUUUGCUGAUGAGUAUUCGGCUAGGGGUAAGAAACUUGGAGAUGCAAGAGGUACUGGUAGGGUUUCUGAGCCACACUAUGGUUUCUUGAACGAGGCCAGCGUCGUCGACAAGGUCGACGAUAAGUCCUCUUUGCAAAAGAGUGGUUGUCGUCAGAGUUGGUGGAGAUGA